This is a messenger RNA of Tachysurus fulvidraco (yellow catfish), 3001 nucleotides long. It is a transcript of the gene tbx6, whose product is annotated as T-box transcription factor 6. Gene Ontology annotation, biological process: positive regulation of DNA-templated transcription; vasculogenesis; heart looping. NCBI's taxonomy places the organism in Eukaryota, Metazoa, Chordata, Actinopteri, Siluriformes, Bagridae. Bases 302 to 3001 code for a protein of 899 amino acids. Gene Ontology annotation, molecular function: RNA polymerase II cis-regulatory region sequence-specific DNA binding; DNA-binding transcription factor activity, RNA polymerase II-specific. The record is from RefSeq and is a predicted model, not a curated record. The transcript has 8 exons. Gene Ontology annotation, cellular component: nucleus.
UGUGCCUGUGAGUGUGUGUGUUUGCUUGUUUAAACAGUAUGCAAAGGACAAGAGUGUGGUCCUUAUGGAGACUGAAGGAAAGGGAGGGAGUGUGAAAACUUUGCCAUUUGGUUGAUAUGCUAAUCAAGACUCACCUAUAUAACACAGAGACGCAGAGCCACUGGCUGCUAAAAGAGGCAGGAGAAGAACAAGAGAAUAAGACGUAAUAAGCGAAGCAUGUUAAGACGUUCUAGAUAAAUCAGAAAAAAACCAUAGAAAGGAUUUGUCGAAGUUCUAAAGGGACCACAGGACGGGCACAAGGAUGUUGGGAGUAGAGAUGUAUCCCAGUUUAGCUCUCGCGGCACAGAGACUCGGAGACUGUUGCUAUCGAGAUCGAGAGCCACCGGCCCAUGUGCCCCUGUACCCUACAUCAUGUGACAUGGCGGCCCGGAGCCUGCCACCCCAUCUGCUACCCCCACCCCCGGCAAAAAGAGAUAACUUUGGGAAAUCUGAAGACCUUAUAAAGAUAGAGCUGGAAAAUGUUUCGCUCUGGAAACAGUUUAGCACCGUUGGCACUGAGAUGAUCAUUACCAAGAAGGGCAGACGUAUGUUUCCCCAGCUAAAAGUAAAAGUGUCUGGCUUGAACCCAUCCCUGCGUUACAUCCUCUUGCUGGACAUCAUACCCGUCGACUCCUUCCGCUAUCGUUUCCAAGAUGACAAUUGGCAGGUGGUGGGAGGAGCUGAAGCUCGACUUCCAGACAGGGUGUUCAUCCACCCAGACUCUCCUGCAACUGGUGAACACUGGCAAAACCGAACCAUAUCUUUCCAUCGAGCCAAACUCACUAACAACACACUGGAUGGACAAGGAUAUAUCAUUCUCCACUCCCUGCACAAAUACCAAGCCAGAGUGCAUGUGGUUGAAACCAGGGAUGUGAUGAUGUGGGGUGGAGCUCAACACACCUUCACCUUCCCUGAGACCCAGUUCAUCACUGUUACAGCCUACCAGAAUAACAAGAUAACUGAACUGAAGAUCAAUUCCAAUCCCUUUGCCAAAGGUUUCAGGGAGAAUGGCAUGAACAGCAAGAGACAAAGAGAGGCAAGGCAAAAGAGGAAAUUAACCCACCCCAAUCAAGAGGAACCUUUAGACAUUGAAUCAUGUGACCCAUGUGAUUCCACCGAGGUGUUACCACAGCCCAUGGGACUUGAAAGCACCACUCUGUCCCUGUCUGAUUCAGGUUUCUGCUCUGAUGUGCCAUCUUUACCAGAGCAGACAGUACGGCAGCAUAGCUCAGGUCAAGAUUUUCUGACUUCUCAGAUGACCCAGAUGUCUGAAAUGUCAGAGAUUCCAGAGUCAGCGGAGAACCAACCUCAGUCGACCUCUAAUAAUGAGGUGAACAAUGGAUUGCUUGAUGGGUCAAACCAGAUGAUGGGGCUUUCCACAUACACUACAUAUGCAGCUCCCUCAAUUACACCCUCAUCUCACCUACCAGUGCCUCUAUCAGAGCCUACAGCUCUUUAUUCUUCUUUGUCCUCAACUCAGACUGAUCUACCAUCCUCUCAUUCCAAUGCAACAUCUGUGCAAAAUUAUUCAUCAAUACCUUCAUCUCACUAUCCUACCAUGAAUUCCUCUUCUCCAAUCACCUCUUCCUCUACGUCUCCCCAUGAUUCUACACAUACCUCUAUGUGUCACUCAUCUUCUUCAUCCCACCUGCCGUCUUCCUCCUACCACCCUAUUCUGCCACCCCAAGAAAACCCUCACACCCCCACAAACCCACCUUUCCAUUCUCUUCCCCAACCUUCUUGCCAGUCCAUCAACAGUUGUGAUUCUGGUCUUUCUGUUGACACAGAUCAGAACCAGGCGAUCGGUGGCUUGGCUUCCUCCAAUUCUACACCUUCUGCUGUCCAAGACUCCACCCCAACAGCCUUCCCCUUUCCACCAGUGCAAUCUUCCAAUAAUUCAGAUUCCACUACUCCCCCAUCCCAAAUCUUAACCCAAACUGCCUUUCCCUUUCCUACAGUGGGGCAUCCAAAUGGACAACCAGAUUCAAAUCAAGUCUCAACGGCAUUCACCUUUAAUUCUGUGUCAGAAUCCACCUCCACCCCUCUAAAUACCCCAUCAGAUCAGGAUAGUAACACCACUGCUUUUCCUUUCCCACCACAACCCAGCAAUACAAACUCUUCUACAUCUCUGCCUGUACAAACGAUUGCACCUUAUUCUUUCCAUCCAUCUGCAACUUCUCAUAUGAAUCCUUCAACUUAUCAAAAUCCAACAAAUUCGGCACCUAGAUCCUUUGGCCAAAUGUCUUUAAAUUCUGUAAAUGGAGCCCGUUCACAAGUCUUUACCAACCCCAUAGUCAAUUCGAUCUCUCAUGUAGUCCCUGGGUCCAUUUCUAACUCAACUCCAGCCUCACACAUAUCGUAUCCCUUACCUGCUUCAAUCCCAUCUGGUCCCCCUCCUCUCCAGAAUGUAGCAAUUCCAAAUUUUGCAUCUUCUCAGGUUGUUCCAGCUCUUCCAAAUAUAGCCCAGGUCCAGCCAAAUAUGACUCAGUCAUUCUCAACUUCUACUUUGUCCAAUAUUCCUCCUCAGUUUGCAAACACUUCUCAAGUCCCAUCUCAGUGUUUUGCUCCUAUGCCAACAUCUACAUCCUCACUUCUUCCACAUUCAGCCCUACAAAACCACCCCAUCCCACCAGGAUCAACCCAUACACAGUACCCUGCCACUUCCACUGCAUAUGCUCCAGUAGCUCCAUCAGAAAUAGGGUCCUUUCCUCAGCUCAAUGCAACUGCCCCCUACCUUCCUGAUGUGGUACUGCAUCCUUCCCUUCUCCCUUCAUUAGAUAACACCCUGCCCUCUUCUGCUACAUCCCUCUAUAACCCGUUUCCUUCUUAUCCCCUCCGCCUCUGUCAGGACCCCCGAUCUUCCUUUCAUUUACAGCUCAGACACAUUUACCGGCAGCCCCAACACGUACAUGCUAACAGCCAGGGGUCCUACCUAGACCUUGCAGGAAGGCCUGCAUUUUGA